Bolinopsis microptera is the source of this 1837-nucleotide messenger RNA. Its product is annotated as protein ILRUN-like. Gene Ontology annotation, molecular function: ubiquitin binding. The transcript is spliced from 4 exons. Lineage: Eukaryota; Metazoa; Ctenophora; Tentaculata; Lobata; Bolinopsidae. The record is from RefSeq and is a predicted model, not a curated record. The coding region runs from base 49 to 537 and encodes 162 amino acids. Gene Ontology annotation, biological process: macroautophagy. Gene Ontology annotation, cellular component: phagophore assembly site.
GGAAGUGGGCGUCUGGUAAGUGUGAGAGAAGCUGAGUUUUACCUUGAAAUGACAGGCUGGGACAUACAGGAGGCUCUGUCUUCCUACACAGAGGUUAACAGGGAAGGGAACAAGCUCUUGGCCAUGAGUUUUGUUAAGGACAUGACAUUUGGUGAGGGUGAAAGUGUCCCUCCGAACUCAACUUUUACCAAAGUGUGGAGGAUACGGAACAGUGGCCGUGAGACCUGGCCUUCUGGGUGUACCCUCAGAUGUACUGAUGGACACCGCUUCAACCCCCAUACUGAGGUCUCACUAGAUCCAAUAUUCCCUGGUUUUGAAAGUGACGUCAGAGUUGUUUUGUGUUCCCCACAGCUCUCUGGCACUUAUCAGAGUAAAUGGAGGAUGUGCAGUCCGACGGGCAUCUUCUUCGGGGAUCCUAUUUGGAUGAUAAUAAAGGUGGAGUCAUGUGGUGUAUUAGGUAUUGCACAACACUCCAACCUCCUCGCCUUCGGGUCAACUUCUGAGUUCUCCCCGAUGAACCCUUUCUCUAUGAGGUAAAGCUGAUGUUGCUGUGUGCCUGACACCCUGUUCGAUGAGCGCUCAUUUUAUUAUAGCUGCCUUCUACAUAUCCGGUAAAGCUGUUUACAAAGUGUGCUGCCUCCAAAAUUUGACAACUCCGAGCAGAUUAUUCGAAACACAGUCUUGACACUUGACUGAUCAGAUCAACUUUUAGCAGUUUACCUGCAAUCCUGUUUCCACCCGCACACGCACGUCGCACAGUCACACGCAAAACCAAUCGAAUGUAAGCAAGCCAGUCACGUGUCUACUGUCUAAUGGAUUAUGCGGAGUUUUACACACGCGUGUAUUACAGUUAGCCGAUACCACAGCCAGGUAGUCUAUCUGUGUGAUUAUGAUAACGGUUUGAGUGUACCGUACGCGUGUUUUACGCCUAUUCAGCUCAGUUCGUCUUAUUUCAAUUUGUUUUGGCGGGACAAUUUACUCUCGCAGGGCUAUGUGUGGCAGUGGUUCGGAUUUAAAUCAGCAUGUUCGUUGAUGGACUAGAUUAUUGUUAGAUUGUGUUACCUUUCUAGAUUGUGUUAUUUUUUUGUACUUUUAAGCUAAUAACUUUAUAAAUUUACCAAUGAAGCAGGGAUUUCUAAUGUGAAUAUCGAAUAGCUCAAUCUACAUAAGUGACGAAGUGGGGUUCAGUUUUAACUUUUUGGUUUGCAAACUUAAAGUUCAAAUCGAGCUAUUAAUGAUCAGUCUAAACUAGUAGACCUGAAUUUGUUUAGUUGUUGUAAAUAUUACGCUAAAAUUUUUUUGGCUGACUGACGAUAAUGAGCGAAUGUACUAAAAUCUAAUUUAUUAAUGAACAUCUUAUUUCUGUAAAGUGUACAAUAUUUGCAGAUUGCAGCUUGUAUUUUCACCCUUCGUUUAAUUAGCAUACUAGGAUUUCCUGCAAAUGAUAUCAUCACUUAAACAAUAAACACAUCAACCUAUUUUUUUUUUUUUACAAUCUAAUUACACUCAUCAGUUGUACACUUAACUUUCAUGUAUACAAUUGUUUAGGCUGAAAAUAGAGCUGUAAACAUUAAACUGUUGACAGUGUCAUGUAGUCAUGUGUACAUUAUAAGGUUCCGCAUUUCAUUUAGCUGUUUUAACCCUUAGGUAUAUUGCAACUGCUGCGGUAUUUUCAUUUCUCCAAUUACAUAAAUUACAGUAGUAAAUACAUGUGUAUUGUGUAUAUGGUGACUGCGAGUUAUUUUUGUAAUCUCAUUGUAUAAACGCGUAUUUUGAUUCCUCAGCGUGCUUUCUGCAUGUCGACUAUAAUUGAUAAUUGACAACCAGUUUGUACGUG